Molecule: messenger RNA, 1535 nt
Organism: Boleophthalmus pectinirostris (great blue-spotted mudskipper)
Lineage: Eukaryota; Metazoa; Chordata; Actinopteri; Gobiiformes; Gobiidae
Gene: rasgrp3
Product: RAS guanyl releasing protein 3 (calcium and DAG-regulated)
Exons: 11
Coding region: 53-1507 (484 amino acids)
Biological process (GO): Ras protein signal transduction; positive regulation of GTPase activity
Cellular component (GO): plasma membrane
Molecular function (GO): guanyl-nucleotide exchange factor activity; calcium ion binding
Source: RefSeq, a predicted model, not a curated record
CAGCUGUAAAGGAGAAGACUGUGAGGAGACUCGUCUGAAGAUCUGCUUCUUCAUGAGGUUCUGGAUCCAGACUUUUCCGGCUGAGUUCAGUUUGGACCUGGGUCUGAUCCGGAUCACGGACGAGUUCAGGGACUGGGCUCAGAGGUUGGGCUUGGAGCAGCAGAGCGCCCUCCUGGACAUCUCCUCCAUCCCGUCGUUUGAUUGGAUGAGGAGGGUGACGCAGCGGAGGAGGAGCGUGAAGAAGGGGAAGACCUCGCUGCUCUUCGACCACCUGGAGCCCUCAGAGCUGGCAGAACAUCUGACCUUCAUCGAGCUCAAAGCCCUGCGCCGCAUCUCUUUUCCAGAUUAUCAGAGUUACGUGGUGCACGGGCACCUGGUGCAGAACCCGACUCUGGAACGUUCCAUCGCUCUGUUCAACGGCCUCUCCCACUGGGUGCAGCUGAUGGUCCUGAGCAAACUCACCCCACAGAGCAGAGCCGCCGUCGUCACCAAGUUCAUCCACGUGGCACAGAAGUUGCUGUUUCUUCAGAACUUUAACUCUCUGAUGGCCGUGGUGGGAGGACUGAGUCACAGCGCCAUCUGCAGGCUCCGAGAAACACACUCCCACCUGCCCCCAGAAGUCCUCAAGACUUGGUCCGAUCUCACCGAGCUCGUCUCGUCUCGGAAUAACUACGGCGCGUACAGGAAGUCGUUCUCGGAAUGCCGCGGUCCGAAGAUCCCGAUCCUGGGCGUGCACCUGAAGGACCUGAUCGCCGUGCACGUGCUGCUCCCUGAUUGGACGGAGGAAGGUCACAUGAUCCACCUGGGGAAGAUGCAGCACCUGUACGUGACCCUCAACGAGCUCAUGACCCUCCAGAGCUCCUCCCCGGGACUCGAGACCGACCCGGACCUGCUGCACCUGCUCACGUUGUCUCUGGACCUGUGUCACUCGGAGGAUGAGAUCUAUGAGUUGUCUCUGCUGAGGGAGCCCAGAAAGUCCCAGCCCUCGUCCCCGGUCUCGUCCUCGGUCUCGUCCUCGGUCUCGUCCUCGGUCUCGUCCUCGGUCUCGUCCCCGGUCUCGUCCCCGGUCUCGUCCCCGGUCUCGUCCCCGGUCUCGUCCCCGUCCAGACCGCUGGUUCCUCUGGACUGGGCUCAGGGUUUGGUCUCCAAGCCGAACCCGUCCCUGGUGAACAAACACAUCCGGAAGGUGGUGCAGUCGGUCUUCAGGAGCUACGACCUGGACAGAGACGGCUUCAUCUCGCAGCAGGACUUCGAGAACGUCGCCGCCCACUUCCCGUUCCUCCACUCGUUCUGCGUCCUCGACAAAGACCAAGACGGUCGGAUCAGUCGGGCGGAGAUGGAGGCGUACUUCCUGCGCGCUCUGCCUCUGCUGCAGAAGAAGAAAAGUCCCGGGUUCCUCCACAACUUCACCGAGAUCACCUACAUGAGACCAACGUUCUGCGAGCACUGCGCCGGCUUCCUUUGGGGAAUCAUCAAACAGGGGUACAGGUGUAAAGACUGUGGUUAGAGUCCUGGGGCCUCAUUUAUAAAACCUG